AUGCCUAAGUUAGCUGUAAUUGGGCUUCCUCCUUGGAUUUGGGCUCCUGAAUGGAGGAGGCUUUUGACUUGCCAACUGGUCUUUGACUUGGGUUGUCCAGCUAUAACUGGGCUGGAGGCAAGCUGGCCUGCUGCUGGAGCAGGCGAUCACGUGUGGAGCACGGACAUGUUGGAAGUCAGCGGCAGACGGGUAGGGGAGGUUGGCGACGGUCCGCUCAUUCCUCUCACCUACUGUGAUGAAAAUGACAUCCACAAGAAGCUCAAUCUCGGCUCGAACACGAUCAAUGUUCAUCAAGCUUUAAACAUCCUUGCCAGGUUCUGUGGAUUGCGCUGGUUGCUGAGUGAACAUCAGAAGGAGGCUGAUGGUCUGCCCCCAGCCGAAGAUGUUGAAAGAUGGGAGCUGCAUGGCUCGGACCUAGAUGAUCUGCCAGUUGAGCGGGAGAAGUCCUCGACCAAGCUUCCUCAUUCUUCCACGAGCAAGUCUUCCGUAAGGGGGUCUCGUUUGCUGGGAAUGUCCCCAUGGGAGUUGCUUCUUCAUCUGCCAGGAUCAAGCGCCUUGUCAGCACGAACAGUAAGAAGAUCAAUGGCAUGCAGGAGGUCUGGGACAUUCUGCUCAGAAAUCACGACUCGUCUGCAAAGCCACGAACAGUCAAGCACGGAGCUGACUCAAUGUUGCGAGUUUCGGCCAAGAGAGCUAAAGAGUCGUCUGCUCGAGCAAAGAGUCCUUAAGUUGCGCAAACUGCCGAUCCAGAAGUUGGUGAUAGCUCCGCUGGUCAAGUUCGACACUCAUGUUGAAGCCACGGAGGCAUCCAAGCAUGAGAUCGUUGCUAAUGCGUACAAGCUGGGAUACUUGGAUUGCAGGAAUAGUGCUUCUCCUUGUUGCCCUCUCGAACAUGAAGACGAAGCAGUUGAAAAGCAAAUAGCAGAUGAAGCUGCAAUGGAGGAAGACAACUCCCAAGGUGGCGUAGCUGAUAAGGCUAGGCCAGAUGCGAAGGAGCAGGCAGGUGAGGCCGUUGAGUAG
Messenger RNA from Prunus armeniaca (apricot), 1020 nucleotides. NCBI's taxonomy places the organism in Eukaryota, Viridiplantae, Streptophyta, Magnoliopsida, Rosales, Rosaceae. The record is from the annotation of a GenBank genome assembly.